Molecule: messenger RNA, 1750 nt
Organism: Peromyscus maniculatus bairdii (prairie deer mouse)
Lineage: Eukaryota; Metazoa; Chordata; Mammalia; Rodentia; Cricetidae
Source: RefSeq, a predicted model, not a curated record
UCAGGCCCCGCCCCCGGCCUCGCAGUCUCGAACGCCGUUCUCGCGCUUGCGUCGCCAUUUUGCUGUAAGACGCCGUGCGGAGCGCCGUGCUCUUCUCCUCCUCCGGCAGCCGAGGCUGCGGCGGGCCGGACUGGGGUCGGGACCAGGAGGAGUUUGGUUGUCAGAGAAUAACAGGAGGUUGUCCAUAAUUGACUUGAAGCAGCAAACAGUAAAACACUGAGCUCUUCAGCUCCACCUUUCUUGCUCUGAGAAGUGGAAAACCAAGAAGGUUUUGAUGUUUUGUGUGGCGCCUCCUGAAUUGGAAACCAAGAUGAACAUAACCAAAGGAGGUCUGGUGUUGUUUUCAGCAAAUUCCAAUUCCUCGUGUAUGGAGCUUUCAAGGAAAAUUGCUGAGCGGCUGGGGGUGGAGAUGGGCAAAGUGCAGGUUUACCAGGAACCUAACAGAGAAACAAGAGUCCAAAUCCAAGAGUCUGUGAGAGGAAAAGAUGUAUUUAUCAUCCAGACCAUCUCAAAGGAUGUGAACACCACCAUUAUGGAGCUCCUGAUCAUGGUGUAUGCAUGUAAGACCUCAUGUGCCAAGAGCAUCAUCGGCGUGAUCCCUUACUUUCCUUACAGCAAGCAGUGCAAGAUGAGAAAAAGGGGUUCUAUUGUCUCAAAGUUGCUGGCUUCCAUGAUGUGCAAAGCUGGUCUAACUCAUCUCAUCACUAUGGAUUUACACCAGAAGGAAAUUCAGGGCUUCUUCAAUAUUCCAGUGGAUAAUUUAAGAGCAUCCCCCUUCCUCUUACAGUAUAUUCAAGAAGAGGUAAGCAAACAUUUUGCUCAUGUCCUUUGCCUAGACAUUAGCAGGUCAAGGUUCUGUGUGGUUUUUUCAUUUCUGUCUACUGUUCUUUGCAGGGCACAGUCUUUCGCGGAGCGUCUGCGACUGGGAAUUGCAGUGAUCCAUGGAGAAGCGCAGGAUGCUGAGUCUGACUUGGUGGAUGGUCGGCACUCCCCACCCAUGGUCAGGAGUGUAGCUGCUAUCCACCCCAGCUUGGAGAUCCCAAUGCUGAUUCCAAAAGAAAAGCCCCCAAUCACGGUUGUUGGCGAUGUCGGAGGAAGGAUUGCCAUCAUUGUGGUGGUGGUCACUAAUACCAUCCCACAUGAAAUCCAGAAGCUGCAGUGCCCCAAGAUCAAAACCGUGGACAUCAGCAUGAUCCUCUCAGAAGCCAUCCGCCGCAUUCACAAUGGAGAGUCCAUGUCCUACCUUUUCAGAAACAUAGGCUUAGAUGACUGAACAUUUCUCCCAUGGCAGAAGUCAAGUGGGAAGCCCAGCGUGCAUGCUGGGAGGGCCCAUGGCUGGCCAGGUACUCCUUUCCUCUCCCUAUAUCCUCCUGAGUGAUUCCUGUGAAGGUACAAGGACCAACUUUUUAUUGUCGGUUUAGGUUUUUGUGAGUUUGGGGGGUAAUUUUUAUAACAGAAAGACCUCCUCUUAAAUAAAAUAAGUUAAAACCUGAUCAUUUUUAGUGUAACCAUUUAAAAAAAUACACUUGAGUGAAGUUUUUAUGCUCAGCCUUUUUUUAAAGUUGCUUGAUCCAAGUGUUCAAAAAAGUUACAUAACAUGACCUGCUGUCUACUAUCUACAGUCAAAAAGCUGCUGUUGGUUCCCGUACAUGACAUUUUUAGAAGUGCUUUUAUAAAUGGGCAUAUAGAGUAUGUGGCUAUUUAUUCUCUGCAACAAAAGAAAGAAUAAAACCUCAUGUUUGUUUUUUAA